CGAAAACGGUCUGGGCGAUGGAUGCAUGCUAACUUCCACCAAGUGGUACCAAAAUGGAGUACAUUAGCCCUCUCGUUCUCCUUUCCGCUGUCAUCCUCGCUCCGCCCGCAUUGGUGGCCCCCUUUUUGAUGGAAUGUGCCAAAUCGGUUGUAAUACCGUGGCUAUAGCGUGUUACUUUGCAGCCAAAUCUAAGUUUGGUACUGUGGUCGCUGCAGCGGCCCUACCUGCCAUCGUGGCAUGUAAUAGCGCCCUUGGAACACGUCCUGCGGGGUGCGCAGCACUUCUCAUCCUUCCCAUUCCCUGAAUCGUGAGCAGUCAAGUUGACUGACGUCAAUCAUCUUGCAGCCGAU
Cantharellus anzutake is the source of this 350-nucleotide messenger RNA. RefSeq lists its product as uncharacterized. NCBI's taxonomy places the organism in Eukaryota, Fungi, Basidiomycota, Agaricomycetes, Cantharellales, Hydnaceae. The record is from RefSeq and is a predicted model, not a curated record. The transcript has a single exon. Bases 134 to 304 code for a protein of 56 amino acids.